Molecule: messenger RNA, 1539 nt
Organism: Scheffersomyces amazonensis
Lineage: Eukaryota; Fungi; Ascomycota; Pichiomycetes; Serinales; Debaryomycetaceae
Product: putative acyltransferase
Exons: 1
Coding region: 227-1450 (407 amino acids)
Biological process (GO): phosphatidylinositol acyl-chain remodeling
Cellular component (GO): endoplasmic reticulum; endomembrane system
Molecular function (GO): acyltransferase activity
Source: RefSeq, a predicted model, not a curated record
CAUCCUUCAGCCCAACUUACUCCCACCUCUUGCACCGCUUUAUCAUUGGUGAUUAUGAUAUAGUACCGUAACUUGUAUAACAUAUUGUUCAGCUUGAAUUCCGGAGCUUCCAUUACUCAUUUUUCAAAUUAGAAAUUGUAAUUGUUUAUUGUGUACAAUCAAACGGAGUUUUAACUCAUUUGAAAAUUAUAGAGUAAAGCCCUUUGUUAACAAGUUAAAGUAAAUUAUGUCAAAGAUUCCUAAGACUGCGGUUCAAUCAUUACCGAAAUCAAUUAUUAAAGCUUCCAUAUUCUUUCCUCUGUUCCUUUUAGGAUGUCUUUCAAUUGUGGCUACUCAAUUAGUUGGAGUAUUCUUAUUUGCAUCUGAUCCAUCAACUGUACAAAACUUUAUAUGUUUAUCAAAACUUCAUUUUAUUAGAUUAAUUACUUUUGCUACAUCAUUUAGUUCUUCAGCAGAUAUAUCAAUCACUUAUGAUACGGCACUUUUACCAUCAUCUAAUACAUUUACAGUAGAUAAUCAAGGAAAUAUUCAUUCUAAUUUUAGUCCUAAUUCGGUAUUUAUUUCAAAUCAUCAAAUUUAUACUGAUUGGAUGUUCCUUUGGUUUUUAAAUUAUACAUCUAAAUUAGGUCAAUAUGUAUUUAUAGUUCUUAAAGAUCAAUUAUCUAAACUUCCUGUUUUAGGAUAUGGAAUGAAAAAUUAUAAUUUCUUAUUCUUAUCUAGAAAAUGGGAACAAGAUAAAGUUGUUAUUGCAAAACAAUUAAAAAUGAUUGAUGCUGAUGCUCAAGGAGUUGGACCAUCUAAUGGAGUUAAAAAUAAAAAUGAUAGACCAAUAAAUAAUACUGUUUUUCCUUAUCAAUUAAUUUUAUAUCCUGAAGGUACUGUUCCUUCUGAUAGAACUACAAAGAAAUCAUUAGAAUAUACUCAAUUUAAAAAAUUACCUCCUUUAAAGCAUGUAUUAUUACCAAGAACAAGAGGUUUAUUUCUUGUAUUAAGAAAUUUAAAGGAUACCGUUGAAGUUCUUUAUGAUAUAACCACUGGUUAUUCUGAUUUACGAACUGAUGAAUAUGGUGAAGAUAAAUUUACUCUUAAAAAUCAUUAUAUAUGGGGUCAGGGACCUCCAAAAAUAAAUUAUCAUAUUAAAUCUUAUAGAAUACUGGAAAUUCCCCUCGGAGAUUUAUCAGUUGAUAUAGAUGAUGUUAAAGAAGUAGAAUUACAAGCUUUUGAAGAUUGGUUAUUAAAAGUAUGGUAUGAAAAGGAUGCUAGAAUGGAAGCAUUCUUUAGAAAUGGUUCAUUUACUGAUCCAAUUAAUCCAAUUACAACAGAAAAAACUGUAGAAGGUAAAUUACAAUUACGUAAUACUUUUGAAGUUUUAACUAUAUUUACAACUGUUGGUGUCGUAUUCUCAUUAUUAUUUGUUUUGCUUUAUGUUUUGAAAUUGUUCUUGUUUUAGAUAUAUUAAUCUAAUUCUUUUCUAUAUAUAUCUGAAACUAAUAUGCUACAUGUCUGUUUUGAACCUGUUUCAAAACUUUUUAUAAAUAA